AUUACCCUCGCGCCGGUUGUAGAAGAAAGUUCUUCGGUCGGCUUUAGCCUCGCCGGGAUUCUGGAUUUCUUCCAGUAAAGAUCUGCGUGUGCUUCUCCUUCUGUUCUUUGUUUAGUGGAUGAAUUUCAUGAUCGGGAAGUGUUCGAUGAUGUGUCUCAGAAGCCAAAGCGCAAAUGGUUAAUGGCAAAUCUUAUGCUAUGCGCUCUUCGUGUAUAAAUCUUGAGUUCAUCAAUCUCUCCGACCUCCUCCAAGGCCGGAUUAACAGUUCCCGCCUCCGUCAAAUUCACGGCCGCGUCUUUCGUCUGCUGAAGCAUCAGGACAAUCUAAUCGCAACUCGACUUAUCGGCCACUACCCAUAUUCUGUUGGAAUCAGAGUCUUCAAUCAACUCCUACGGCCGAACAUAUUUCCUUGCAACGCGAUUAUCAGAGUACUUGCUGAAUCGAAUUGUUCGUUUCUUGCCUUUUCCAUCUUCAAAUCUUUGAAGCGGCUUUCACUUUCCCCUAAUGAUUUCACUUUUUCUUUCCUUCUCAAGGCGUUUCACCGUUCCAGCCAUUCUCCUAAUGUGAAACAAGUUCAUACUCAUGUCAUGAAAAUGGGUUAUUUGGGUGAUUCUUUUAUCUCCAAUGCUCUUCUUGGAGUCUACGCGAGAGGUUUGAAGGAUAUGGGUUCUGCACAUAACAUGUUCGACGAAAUGUCUGAGAGAGAAAUGGCUUGUUGUUGGACUUCUUUGAUUGCUGGCUAUGCUCAUAUGGGUCUUGCUGAAAAGGCUCUGCUGCUUUUUGUGAUGAUGAUCAAAGAGAAUAUCCAGCCCGAGGAUGACACCAUGGUUAGUGUUCUAUCUGCUUGUUCUAAGCUUCAAAUUGCUGAAAUUGAAAAAUGGGUUGCAGAAUUAACACAAUUGGUUAAUGAAUUUGAUUCCUGUUGUGAUUCAAUCAAUAUUGUUCUUGUUUAUCUAUAUGGGAAGUGGGGGAAGAUUGAAAAGAGUGAAGAAAAGUUCAAUGAAAUUGUUGAUAAGAGAAGUGCUAUUGUCUGGAAUUCAAUGAUAAAUGCAUAUUUUCAAAACGGUUGCCCUGUGGAGGCCUUGACCCUUUUCCGUCUAAUGCUUGAGAAUCCCCAUUGCAAACCCAACCAUGUCACAAUGGUUACCGUCCUUUCGGCUUGCGCUCAAAUUGGAGAUUUGCAGCUCGGUCGUCGGGUUCAUGAAGCUCUCGAACACGGCGGGCGCAGAGGUAUCAUUGCAUCAAACAAAAUGUUGGCCACUGCAUUGAUUGAUAUGUAUUGUAAAAGUGGGAGUUUGGAGAAGGCAAAACAAGUUUUUCAUGAACUAAUCUGCAAAGAUGUAAUCUCCUUCAAUGCCAUGAUCAUGGGCCUUGCAGUAAACGGCAAAGCCGAUGAGGCAUUGAAGCUUUUCUCCCAAAUGCAAGAGUCUGAUAUAAAACCAACCACUGGAACAUUCAUUGGCUUACUAUCUGCUUGUAGCCAUUCGGGGUUUCUCGAACAAGGACGUCAAAUUUUCAUUCAAAUGGCUACCCGCUACUCAACGUCGCCUAGUCUAGACCACUAUGCUUGUUACAUUGAUCUCCUUGCUCGAGCGGGCUGCGUCGAGGACGCUCUUGAAGUUGUUUCAACCAUGCCUUUUGAACCUAAUAACUUUGUUUGGAGUUCUCUGCUGAGAGGCUGCCUGCUUCAUUCGAGAUUCGAGUUGGCACGAUAUGUUUCGAAAAAGCUUGUUGAAGUAGAUCCCGAAAGCUCUGCUGGGUAUGUAAUGCAGGCGAAUUCAUUUGCCACUGAUCUUCAAUGGGAUGAUGUCUCGGCUUUGAGAUGGUUUAUGAGAGAAAAGGGUGUUCAUAAGCAGCCAGGGCGGAGUUGGAUCAGUAUAGAUGGGACUGUGCAUGAAUUCUUCUCGGCAACCAAAUCACAUCCUUGUGUGGAUCUGUUAUACAGUACGUUGAGUGAGCUUGAAAGGCAAAUGAAGCUGGUAAUCCCAUAGAAGAAACCUCACAAGGUAUUGAAUGCGUUUAUUUAGCAAUCAUUUUACCCCUACUUAUAUUUGUAGAGAUUGGUUCUCCACGAAAUUUUUUUCCCAUAUGUAUAUGGGAAUUUUGUGGGCUCUAAGAGCGGACAUGGGAUGAGGAAUAUAAUCUUUGUUCCUAUCCCCGUUUAACUAAUAGGGAGAAAAUAUCUUCACUCCUUCCAUCAUUCUCCAUUUAAACGGGGAUUCAUCAUCCUAUAAUUAUUGAUAAGCAUUGAUCAGGUCUAACGGGAUAGUAUCUCAUAUCUGAUACUCUCUCCACAAAUCUCGAGCUUCAAAAAUUUAUUUUCUAGUCCUCAAUGUCAUCUUCAAAACUCCUAGAUUUGUGACAAUGUCAUCUUCAAAACUCCUAGAUUUGUGAUUUUCAUUUUGAUCCAAAUUUCUCAAACUAAAUAACACGAGAACAGAACUCUGUGCAUGCAUCUAUAGUAUGAGAACAGAACUCUGUGCAUGCAUCUAUAAUAUUGCUGGACAAAUCGGACAUAACAUAGACAUUUUGUGUCACAUGUCACAAAAUAUGUAUAAUAGUACCAAAUAAAAGGGAAAUGAGUA
Messenger RNA from Cucurbita moschata (crookneck pumpkin), 2585 nucleotides. RefSeq names its product pentatricopeptide repeat-containing protein At1g08070, chloroplastic-like. The coding region runs from base 174 to 1991 and encodes 605 amino acids. Gene Ontology annotation, molecular function: RNA binding; protein binding. The transcript has a single exon. Gene Ontology annotation, biological process: RNA modification. The record is from RefSeq and is a predicted model, not a curated record. Lineage: Eukaryota; Viridiplantae; Streptophyta; Magnoliopsida; Cucurbitales; Cucurbitaceae.